Zeugodacus cucurbitae (melon fly) is the source of this 2504-nucleotide messenger RNA. Its product is annotated as vitamin K-dependent gamma-carboxylase. Gene Ontology annotation, biological process: peptidyl-glutamic acid carboxylation. The record is from RefSeq and is a predicted model, not a curated record. Gene Ontology annotation, molecular function: vitamin binding; gamma-glutamyl carboxylase activity. Lineage: Eukaryota; Metazoa; Arthropoda; Insecta; Diptera; Tephritidae. The transcript has 6 exons. Bases 268 to 2412 code for a protein of 714 amino acids.
GUUGGUGCGGGCGUAAGCUUCCUGAAAAAUAUCCUGAAUUUGUGCGAAAUUCUUGUUUUACUGCAAAUUUUUGGCUCAAAGUGUAUUUGAAAGAAAGAAGAAUUUUGAAAAUUUACUAUCCUUAUCCAGAAGACUCCUAUAUGUAUAUAUAAAUAGUAUGUUUUUUAAGUGCUUUGCCAAAAAUUAGCAUAAUCAACGUUUAUUGACUAAAAAUAGCAUCAAUUUUGGAGACAAGUAAUUCGGAUUGACAGAUAUUCCCCCACGACUAUGACCGCCACAAAAAGGCCAUCAACAACAAAGUAUUCAGAGGAUCAACCCGCCAACAAUGUGGAUGAUGAAGAAGAAUAUUCCGAAGAUGAGCCGGAUGAACCGAUUCUCGAAGAUACACACCACUUCUUUUUUCAUUUAUUUACUGGUUACAAGAUAGACCACUUCAAUUCGUAUACAAACUUCACAAACUGGAUGCAUCGGCCCGUCGAUGCCGCGGCGCUCGGAGUUUUCCGCAUGCUCUACGGCAUGGCGAUGUGCAUCGAUAUCGCAGAGGAGCGGGGUGGCAGCCAGAUGGAUACGCGCUACGGCGAGCCGCGACUUUGUCACUUUCCCCUCUUCAGUGGUAUCACCGCCUUCUCGCUACCGGUGAUGGGUUGCGUUUAUCUGGUCAUGUGGUUGGGGGCGAUCGGCAUAAUGCUGGGCUAUCGUUUUCGAUUAAGCUGUCUGGCAUAUAUCGUACCCUAUUGGUAUAUAUAUUUACUCGAUAAGCCGGCGUGGAAUAAUCAUAGUUAUUUGUUCGGUUUGGUUGGUACCAUGCUGCUGUUUUCUGAUGCAAAUCGAUACUGCUCUUUGGACAAGUAUCUACAGCCGAAUAUGUCGGAUACGGUGCCCUAUUGGAAUUAUUUUCUCAUCAAAUUCCAAUUCUUCGUGCUCUACUUUUAUGCGGGUCUGAAGAAGCUCACCGCCGAAUGGCUUUCAGGUUAUGCGAUGGCCAACCUUAGUGAACAUUGGGUCUUCACACCGUUUCGCAUUUUGUUGUCGGGUAAAAUGAUAGAUCUACUGGUAGUGCAUUGGUUUACGGCGUUCUUCGACUUCACCAUUGCGAUAUUAAUGACAUGGGAGAUAACCAGACUAUUGGUCACGCCCAUUAUGAUCGCUUUUCACUUAAUGAAUUCGCGUUUAUUUGUAAUAGGCAUGUUCCCCUGGGUUUGUCUAGCCGAGGUGCCACUGUUCUUUGGUUUUAGCUGGCCGCCUAAGUUAGAUUCAAUCCUCAAGAGUUUAAAGUAUUUUGUCAACUUAAUAACCGAUGACAUAGCUAAAGUUGUGCAGCAACGAAAUGCAGAAGAAAAUUACGAGAAUCAAAUUAAUGCUUCCGCGGACGUUACGACCGCAAGUACAGAAUCUACGAACAGUAAUAGCAACCACCAAGAUACCAAAAUAGGAACAAUCGGCGCUAAAGUGCGUACAGCGUUGAUAUUGUUUUACUGUGCUUUGCAACUCUUCUUGCCCUACUCACAUUUCAUCACGAAAGGUUAUAACAAUUGGACCGGUCUCUACGGCUAUUCGUGGAAUAUGAUGGUACACUCGUAUGAUACAUCGAUAACCGUGGUAAAACUUGUCGACAAUGCCAGCGGCGAAGUACACUACUUGGAUCCAUAUGCCUUCACACAGUACGAUCGUUGGACAAAACAUGCCGAUAUGGCCUAUCAGUAUGCCAAGUGUAUUGAGUCGAAUUUACUCGAAGAUUAUGCGCGCGAUCCAAAAGCCAGUCCACUGACUUCAACAAAUUUUUCGUUAUAUAUGGAAGUUUGGUGUUCGAUGAAUGGCCGCGCUCACCAGCGCGUCUACGAUACAAGUGUCGAUCUCUUGAAGGCCGAAUGGUCACCAUUCAAGCAAACCAGCUGGACGUUGCCGCUGUUGAGUGAACUUGAUUAUUUGCGCCCGAAAUUGAAGGCGAUGGAAAGUGAUGUGCUGGCUUGGAGUAAUUACACGGAUGUGAUUUUUAUUGCUGACUUUCCGGGCAUGACGCUGGACAACCAGCUGUCGGAAGAUCUGACAAAUGUGACGCUAACUAUUCUAGCCGGUAAUGUGCGCUAUAAGUCUGACGAUGAGGAUCAAGAUUACUUUCUGACGGCGGGUAAAAGUUUUGUGCUUUCAAGUGGUGAAACGCAUCACAUAACAACGAUCGGACAGAAUCCAUCGGCGUAUUUCUUCACAUAUACGAACAAAACAAUGAUCGCUGAGGCAUCGCGUGGCGGCCAAAAUGCCAACCAAAAGUCCCCGCCCUUGCUGCUGCCAGUGUGGAGUGAAUUCGAAAACCGCGUAAAAAAUUACAAAGUAUUUCUGCAACACAUGGCCAAUUGUUUGUUGUAUUUGUUGUAUGACGUGCCAAUACCGAUGGAAGUGCGCGAACGUAACUAGAAACCGAAAACUUCGAACCGUAGCUGUCUUUGUCGUAACUAUUGUAAACUCAGUUAAAAUUGUGUGAUAAAUGGAUAAUAACAUUAAGAAUU